AUGUCAUUUUGCAGCUUUCUCGACUCACUGGAUAGGAUUUACGAUAAGAAUUUCGUACCCACAGAGCAAGACAUACUACGAACACGAGUAGCGACAAUGGGUGUGAUUGAAGUUUGCUUCACAAUGAAAAACAAGUUAUGGAGGGUUUUCGAUGUUGGCGGUCAACGGUCACAACGAAAGAAAUGGAUUCAUUGUUUUGAUGACGCAAAGGCCUUGAUUUAUGUGGCAUCGCUGAGUGAAUACGACCAGGUUCUGCUAGAAGACGAAACAACGAAUCGGAUGCAAGAAUCGCUUCAAUUAUUCCGUCAAGUAAUCAACAACAAAUACUUUGUGAAUACCUCUGUUAUACUCUUCCUUAACAAGAAAGAUCUUUUCGAAAAGAAAAUAGGACAUGGGAAGUCGUUACGGAUCGCAUUUCCCAACUACAAAGGAGGAGAAAACUACGAUGAAGCUUCGAAAUACAUUGAGGCACAAUUCAUGGCCGCUAACGAAAAUCGUGAAAAGUCUAUCUACACCCACCUCACCUGCGCCACCGACACUCAACAAGUGCAAUUCGUUCUUGAUAGCGUCUUGGACACGAUACUGUCGUCGAAACGUAAAGGAUGUGGGCUUCUAUAA
Molecule: messenger RNA, 618 nt
Organism: Cooperia oncophora
Lineage: Eukaryota; Metazoa; Nematoda; Chromadorea; Rhabditida; Trichostrongylidae
Source: the annotation of a GenBank genome assembly